ACACUAGGUGAGUGAUCUCGUCGAUUAUUGUUAAUUAAAUCAAAUUUGCUAGAAGCAAUUAAUUGAACUAAGUUCAGAUAUUGUUUUCUUCAAUUAUACUUAUAAAAAAAAACAUCGUCUAUAAAAAAGGCGCUAUUGAGGUCAUAUUGAAUUAUUUCGAGGUUGUGAUUGACUACGUUGAACAUAUUAUGGCCAAUCGAUUAGACAUCGUAAUAUUCGGGGUUACCGGCUUUACUGGGCUUAGAACCAUUCCAUAUAUUAAAAAUAUUAUAAAACAACAUCGUUUAUCAUUAACAUGGGGUGUUGCUGGAAGGUCAAAAAGUAAAAUUAAACGAAUCUUAAAGGAAUUUGGAAAAAAAAUGGGUGAUAAUUACGAUAAUGUUCCGAUUAUAAUCGCGGAUGUAAACGAUGAAAUCUCUUUAAAUCAGAUGACUUCUCAAGCAAGGAUUAUCAUAAACGCUUGUGGACCUUAUCAUCUUUAUGGGGAACAAGUUAUUAAAUCUUGCUUGAAAACUGGUACUCACCAUGUAGAUGUUAGUAUAGAGGCAAUUUUUAUUGAAAAAAUGCAAUUAUUGUACCAUGAGGAAGCAAAAGCGAAAGGAAUUUAUAUUGUAAGUACUUGCGGAAUGGAUAGUAUUCCAAAUGAAAUGGGAAUUGUUUAUUUAAAGAAUAAUUUUGAAGGAACAUUACAUUCUGUUGAAACAUAUCUAUAUCCAACCAUAACAGAUUUACACCUAGGAGGACCAAGCGUGAACGCUGGUACAUAUAAUUCGGCCAUAUACAUUGCAUCGAAUUUAUUUGAACUUUUUUCCCAGCGAAAAUUGCUGUUUAAAACAAAACUACCUUUGAUUCAACCAAAACUUAAAAUAAAAUUAAUACAUAAAAGCGAUGUGAUAAAUCGUUGGUGUAUAUUCGUACCAGAACCAGAUCCUGCAAUAAUAAAAAGAUCUCAACAUUAUAAUUAUGAGAUAUACAACGAACGUCCAAUUCAAGUUAAUUGUUAUGCUGGAUUUGGUUCGUUAUUUUAUAUGAUAUUAGGGUUUAUUUAUGCGUUUUGGAUAGUAUUGUUUAGUCAGUUCGCAUUCACCCGAGAUUUGUUGUUAAAAUAUCCAAGUUUAUUCUCUUACGGAGUAUUUAGUCCUGAAGGACCAUCUGAAGAACGUCAAGAAGCUACUAUUUACAAUUUAAAAUUACAUGGUAAAGGUUGGUCGGAAAAGUUAAACGAUCCUCUUUUUCAACCUCAUUCUCUACCAAACAAAGAAAUGAUUGUUAAAAUAUCGGGAAGAAACCCCGGAUAUGGAGUGACGUGUGCAGCUUUUGCUCUUUCAGCUAUAAUGAUUCUUACUGAAGGUGACAAAAUGCCUGAUAAGGGAGGAGUUUAUCCACCUGGAGCAGCAUUUCGUAACACAUCAAUUAUUGAAAAAUUACAAGAAAACGGUGUUAAAUUCGAAAUUCUACAUAAAAAUUAAUUCAA
This is a messenger RNA of Onthophagus taurus, 1474 nucleotides long. RefSeq names its product saccharopine dehydrogenase-like oxidoreductase. NCBI's taxonomy places the organism in Eukaryota, Metazoa, Arthropoda, Insecta, Coleoptera, Scarabaeidae. Gene Ontology annotation, biological process: glycolipid biosynthetic process. The record is from RefSeq and is a predicted model, not a curated record. Gene Ontology annotation, cellular component: lipid droplet; plasma membrane; mitochondrion.